Cladocopium goreaui is the source of this 1332-nucleotide messenger RNA. The record is from the annotation of a GenBank genome assembly. NCBI's taxonomy places the organism in Eukaryota, Dinophyceae, Suessiales, Symbiodiniaceae.
AUGAGCCCGUUGGCUGAACCUGCCAGAUUCCGGCAGGUGAUUGGUCCGAAGAACUCUCAUUGGAUUGCGCAGGUUGGAAGCUCAAGGGGCCGAUCACUGGAAGUGUCAGUUCCAUCAGACGAUCAGAUGUCCAUCUUGACCAAGUUGUGGAUUUGUGAAAUGAUCUUUAGAAGUCGAGGUGCGCAGCUUCGUCUCAUCUGUGCUGGAAGAUGCCAGGGGGCCCAUGUCAGGGCUGCGGAAGCAGUCGAUUGCUUCGUGGAUGAUGCUGAGGAGGCAGUGGCCAUUGACUUUUUUGCCGAUGAUUUUCAGGAUGAGGACGUACUCCAGGUUGAAGUUCUUCCAAGCCGUGAUGAAGUGUCGACCAUGCCGGCACAGCGCGAACAAAACAUGUUGCAGUACCUGUGCAGGUUGCUGGAUGGCGCUCUAAGCGGAGAAGCCCGUGUCUUUGAGAAGCCUCCGGCGGCCGAUGCCUUGCUACUGGCGGGUAAGAGGUUCGCCAGGAGCAGGGUGGCUACAGAGGUCUGCCCUCGAAACGAAGUGGAGAAGCAGGUGCUCCUGCCAUUGGAUUGUUUGCCUUUGUCGCCUCCUGUGGCCUUGCGGGGCCCAAGCGUCGCCAUGCUGUUGGGCGGCCCCAAGGCUUUCACUCCAUACGUGUUCUCGGUGCCGCGCCCGCCAUCUAUGCCCAGGGUGAAGCAGCCACGGCGAAAUGUGAGGCCAUUCAUCACGAGCAAGGCGCCCCUGACUCUCACCAACGAGGAGGCCGAAUCUUUCCCCAGGUUCUCCAAAGCAUCCGCCAUGGCAUUGGAUCUGGGUCCCCUGGGCUUGGGGCUGGAUGAGGGGCUGCAGAUGGACCUGGCCCAAAAGGAGAAGUUGGAGAUUGAGACCAAAGUGCUCAAAGUUCUGAAGGUGAGUCCAGAAGAAGUGCGACAGAAUUUGGUAAAAGCCAAGAAGUCUGAUAUUGAGGUGCAUCGUCAAGCACUGGAACAGACGCAAGAUGAGGUUGAGGACCACUUGGUGUUCAUCACCAGCCUGCAGCUUCUGAACAAGGCAAUGCGCAACCGAGAUCUCAAGAAGAUGAGGGCACAGGAAAGUGUGAUGCAGAUGUUUGCCACGAAGUGCUUAAGCACCAUUUACGCCUGGAUGGUGAGCUCGUUUUUCUACGAGAUGAUCAGGCGCUUCCUGGGCGCCGUGGAUGCCGCCUUCGACGAGGAGGAUGCCGCCAAGGACCGGGCCUUCGCCGGAUACGGCAUCUAUGGCUUGCUGGCCUGGAGUAUCGUCCCCAUCUUGCAGUAUAAGAUUCGCCCCUCGCUGGUUGGCACAGGUUGGCCAUAG